AGCUAACUAGCUGGGUAACCUGGCUGGGAAAAUAGUCAUGAAACACCAUAAAUAUGCUAUGCAUUGCUUUCACAAUGGUAUCACAAAUCCCUUGGCUUAUGUUGUGCAAUGGCUUGUGCCCUUAGUAUUUUGGCAUGGUUUACGUCAGGUGGCUCGCACUAGUUAACGACAAUGAGCUCUGCCAAAGCAUGGCAUAAUGCAGAUUACACAGUUGUUGACGAGAGUUGGUAAUGGCGGUGGUUGCGAACACAAACGGGGGGGGAUUCAUGCCCUGGAUUAACAUUGAUCGUCGCGUGUGAAUUGUGCUAUUGGACAUGCACCGUAACCAGUGGCGGCUGGUGACAUUUAUUGGGCGGCGCGGUUUAAGUAGCACUCAACAAUGAGAAGAAAAGAGGUUUUGAGUAGAAUAUUGUAAAAAACAACGCUUUAUUUCAAGAAAACACAGCGUGCUCAACACGGUCCAAUAACAACUAUCAACACACUGUAACAUUAGCAUGAGAGGUUCAGAGCAGCUUUAAGAAACAUGGGGCUGGGUUUCAGAGGUUUACAGAAUAAAAGAGGUUCAGAGCAGAAUAGUCAGAAAGAGAUGCAGGGUUAGCUUUCAUGCUGUUAGCUAGAUAACUGCGGUAAGAUUCGUUUACACUUGUCUGCAGCUCUUUAGAUCCCUCACCCCGUUGUAGUCCAGUAUUUCAGUCCCAGGACUUUGGAACAACAGACAGGGGAAACUAAACAGCGCAGUUAUAAGUUAUAAAUUCAAAAGUUAAAAUGUUUCAGUUCUCAAUUCAUUAUCUGAUGAAUAGUUUACAUUCUUAGUUGUGAUGAGGUGUACCCACUUUCCUCUUCCCCCACAACCUCUUUCUCACAGCGCUUUGAGCAUCUUAUUAAUGGAAAGGUUUUUUAAUGCAAUAUAUUAUAAUAACUCCAAUGCUGCCUUUUUCUUUGUUACUUUUCUCAGGUUAAUGCAGAAUUCAUGCGGAUCACAACUAUGCCUCUACAAACCAAGUUCAUGGCACAACUUGACAGAUACUCCGCUGACCUAACCAAGCUCUUCAGCAAGAGAGGCGGGACUGCUGGAAAGAAGAUUAGACGCAUCAUGGAGAGGACGCCUCAGUGUGAUGACAUAAACUCCAGACGAGAACGUGUCCUAAGAAGCCUCUGUGUCUACCUCAAUGAGGAUGAUGAAACUCUCAUCAAGGAAUACAUGAACCGCAACUUGGAAGAAGCGGACAGGGAGUCGGCCACCAUGGGACUUCAUGUCGUUCGGAAAGAGGGUGCUGAUGCAGGGGAAGAGCCUGAACAUGUCGGAGUGGUGAUCGAGGGUGUGGAGCUGCUAAGCAACCUGGGAAGCGUUUCUUUUGGAUUUUCCAUGCUUUUUGGACUGAUUUACUGUCUCAACAUGAGCUACCCACAAGGGCUCAAAUUCACAUUUGAGUUCCUCCAGAAGGUGCUGAUGAACUUGGAUGGCAACAAUCUUUCUCCUAAGGUUCAAGCACUUAAAAUUAAGAUGCUCCAGUAAACUCACUUAUAGGUCUGAAGGCCUCAUGU
This is a messenger RNA of Pseudoliparis swirei, 1545 nucleotides long. RefSeq lists its product as uncharacterized. The coding region runs from base 971 to 1516 and encodes 181 amino acids. NCBI's taxonomy places the organism in Eukaryota, Metazoa, Chordata, Actinopteri, Perciformes, Liparidae. The transcript is spliced from 3 exons. The record is from RefSeq and is a predicted model, not a curated record.